AACAAAAUAUCUGAAGAGAAAUGGGAAGCGAUAGGAAGGAAAAGAGAAGUAAGAAACGAUCAAAUUCUUUUUCUUCUGGGUCUGAAGAUGAAGGAAGGGAAAAAAGGCAAAGGGGAGGCGAGGACGAGGAGAGGAAAAGCAGGAAGAAGCAUGAUAAGAGAGAGAAAAGGAAAGACAAGAAAUCUCACAAGCACUCUUCCGACAAAGAGAAGAAGUCGAAGGAAAAACACAAAAGUAAACAUCACAAAGGUGACCGCCACUCAAAACAUGGGUUCCAAGAGAUCUCCAGUGAUGACUACUUUUCAAAGAACAAUGAGUUUGCCAUGUGGCUGAAAGAAGAGAAGCGUGUGUUUUUCUCUGAUCUUUCGUCGGAGUCUGCUCGGGAAUUUUUUACCUACUUUGUUAAAGAUUGGAAUAACCAGAAACUUGGAUCUGAAUACUAUGAAGGCAUUUCAAGUGGGCCACGGACUGCUCAUAACUGGAAAAUCAAACAGUAGGAAGGGAAGAGGGUACCUUGAGCAGUUUGAUCCCUACUUUUUGUUUAUUGUUCUCUCUCCUUUUAUAUGUACUGAUUUGCAGUGUAUUAUCGGAUAAAUGUUAUAGUUUGCAGACGAGCAGCAAAAGAAAUAUAUUUGAUGUUUUACUCA
This is a messenger RNA of Hibiscus syriacus, 647 nucleotides long. Its product is annotated as style cell-cycle inhibitor 1-B-like. Lineage: Eukaryota; Viridiplantae; Streptophyta; Magnoliopsida; Malvales; Malvaceae. The transcript is spliced from 4 exons. Bases 21 to 497 code for a protein of 158 amino acids. The record is from RefSeq and is a predicted model, not a curated record.